Messenger RNA from Aspergillus lentulus, 1968 nucleotides. NCBI's taxonomy places the organism in Eukaryota, Fungi, Ascomycota, Eurotiomycetes, Eurotiales, Aspergillaceae. The record is from RefSeq and is a predicted model, not a curated record.
AUGACUACUCCUGUACACCGAACAUCCCGCCGUCCACCGGUCAAGGUUGCUUGUCUGGCCUGUCGCGCAUCACGGAUCCGAUGCGACGGUCAGGAAAAAUGCGCGAAUUGCAUUUCCCGGGAGAGAAUAUGCUGCUAUAUUCCCAGCAAGCGAGGCGGAGCGAGAGUUCCUCGCACCAAGCGCAAGAGCAGCAGCAGACAGUCGUCAUCCUCCACUAUACGGACUGUAGGUGGGAAGGAUGAGAUUCCGCAGGAAUCAACACCUAUUGCAGAAGGCCCAUGGAAUUCGAACAAUGAGGAUGACCUUCUCGAUCAUUUUAUGAGUCUAGGGAAACCAGGCGCAGGACUACGCAGCAUCGAAAGCUCGGUGGCCGAGAUGGAACACAUAUUUGACCAUAUCUUCGGGGUUGAGAAUGGGAAUCAUCUUGUCCCUGAAAACGAUGAGUCCGUCCCGGAUCUAUUGCAGGUAUACGGUAGCGACGAGGACAUACUCGAUGCUUACUACGUCUUCAUCCACCUCUACUAUCCCAUCCUACCUCCGCCGGAACGAUUCCCGGCCUACAAUCGUCCACUGGAUGAAAAUUCACCAUUCCGACCGUCCAGUCCACUAAGCUUGGCCAUCUCUGCCAUCCUCGUUCUCAUCCCGCACCCCGGGAUCAAGCAACCGGCGACGCCGGAGGAUACACGGCUGCGACGGAACGUAGCCCAUAGUUUUGCGCAGUCGGCUCUCCAAGCAGUAGAGGCCGAUCUGGAGUUACUAGACUCCUCGUCUGACCCGUCCAGAGCACUAAGUGACGGAGCCCCGAUGAUCGCCCGGCAGCCAUUCCAUCCGAAAGUGCCCCUGUCACUCGAGGCUAUUCUGGCGCUUGUACUCUUGAGUGUUUAUGAAUAUGCCCAACGUGGGAAUAUCAGAAAGAUGUGCAAUCGGGCCGGACAGGCCUUGGCAGCUGCCAUGAACAUGUCGUUGCAUGAGAUGGUCGAGGAUGACGAGUACGCCGAGGCGCGUCGGAGAGCUUGGUGGAUUACUUAUUUGACUGUUUGUCAAGGCUCGAUAGCCAGCGGGAUGCCGGCUGCAUUCAAUUUGUACGACCCGCGAUUUGUGACGCCGUAUCCCGAGGGAUGGAAACUCCUCAUUGAGGCGCAGCAGACAAUCCUCGAGGCCACCACGUUCGUCCACGAUCUCGACCAGACUGUCAAAUCUCGGUUCAAAGCAUCCUGGAUCUCGAGUCGAAUGACAGAACUAGACGAUCAAAUCACGACCCUCCUUCUUCUCUGCAGACGGUCCUCCUUAUCCACGACGGUCUCACCCUUGGACUCGCCGGAGAAGAUAGUCUCACAGACCAUCAACCAGAUUGCGGAGAUCAAGCUGCACAGCGCCCGCAUCAAAGUCCACCGAUUCUGCGCCUUCUCGGACGUCCCCAUCUUCCGCAAGCGCCACUGCGAUCUGCAACCCGAAUGCUGUGGCGCCGCGUCCGCGGAAUCCGCCAUCCCCUCGCCCCCGGAAGAUAUCCCCCUUCCCUCAAUCAUGAAAUCCGAUCACCCCGAUCUCACGUUCCCUUUCUCCUCACAUACAUCAUCCAAGAUAUGUCUUCAGUCUGCCUUGAACAUCGUCACCCUGGUUGAUAACCUCCCCUACCCGAAUCCAGACCAUACCAUCCCCUUGACCCUACCUCCAUAUCUGUCAAAUGCCUACCGUGUAGAGAUUCCCCGAGUGAUGCCAACCUUCGCUUGCUGCGUAAUGCAGGCGAGCUAUGCGAUGCUAAUGCUUUAUCUCAAGGCGCGGGCAAAACAUGCCAAUAGCCCCGAGGACUCGGUUUCCGCCAAGGGUUUGUCGCUCACCGGGUUUCUGAAUGAGUUGCAGCAGAAUCUGAGACUUGUUUCGAAGAUUCUGGCCAACUAUGCGAUUGCUGCUGAGGCGUUGCAGGGGAUGAAGGAGGAGGUAUCGCAUUGGGCUUUCUUGGACGGUUGA